Molecule: messenger RNA, 3363 nt
Organism: Cryphonectria parasitica EP155
Lineage: Eukaryota; Fungi; Ascomycota; Sordariomycetes; Diaporthales; Cryphonectriaceae
Exons: 2
Coding region: 1-3363 (1120 amino acids)
Source: RefSeq, a predicted model, not a curated record
AUGGGCCUCGAAGUCAACGAAGACGGCGACUUCAUUCGCAAGCCCUCAACCUCGCCUGCUAAAAAGACCAACGCCACUCCAGUCUCGGCCCAUUUUGGUUCCCCUGAUCUUGCCGUGGAUCCUUGGACCAGCGUUCAGCCCCAGCCUGUUGGUGACUCCAGUGCUAUCAAGCAGAAUCACACGCGACGUCGCCACGCCCACCAAAAAGCAAAGCCAACUUUCUUCGACUCAGAGGAUGCUCGAAAGUUGAACGGCGACAAGGCCGUUGCACACCCCCCCACGACACUCAAACGAAAGCCAUCCACCAUCCGUUCACGACUUAGGAAGAAGCCUAAAGUUUCCUACUUCCCCUCGGAUGACACCAAUGCUCUAAAUGACGACGAGGAGGCUAUCUCGCCAAGUCCGCGUCACGAACAGCCCACGAACUCAGAUACCCACCAUGGCCAGUAUCGUGAUGCAGUGCUGGACUCGAGUCCCGUGAAGAGUCGUCACCAAGAAAGACGUGAGCAGUCUCCACCCUCCUCAAGCUGCAAGCUGCGCGACAUCGCUCGUUCUCCGAUUCUCCAAGAUGGCCAGGGCCUCGCGAACGACGAUGACCAAGACUCGCCAACGCCGAAAGCCAAGACUACAAUCUCCACUCGUCUUACAAAACGAAAAUUCGGAAAUUCUUCUCAUAUCCCCGAGCAUCCCAUGAAGAAUAGCAUCUUGCAGAUGUCAUCUACGAGUGCUUUCUUCAGACAGCUGGGGGAGCCAGCGGGCGCGGACGCGCGCCUCGAAGCUGAGGAGGAAGGUCCUGGCGAGCUUGUACAACUCUCGCAGCACAUCAAGCCGCGGUCUGUCGCCAAGUCAUCUUUUAGGAGAGAAAACAGCAAUAAUAUCGCGAAUGAGGGCAACAACAAGAAGAAGCGCACAUUGAGUUUUCUCUCUGUGGCCGCUUCCGUUGAUAUGGAGCCGGAUCGAUCUCCACGACAAGAGAAAAUCUAUCGCUCCAUGAGAGGUUACUCCUUGCUAGGUGAGGAAAAGAAGGACCAAAGGCAGACUAGUGCUCGACGAGACAAGUUGGCUGCAAGACACAAGAAGAAAGUUAAGAUCUCUGCUCUCGAGCUUCAAGAAGAUGGGAUCGACAAAGGCAGCACCAAUGAUCCAUUUGACAUCGCCAAUGUGGCUUCGUCAAGUGGUGCAUCUCCCACAGCGCCUGAGUCUAAGGCAAAGACUGCUUUGAGGAAGCAACUCUUGGAAAAGCAGCCCUCCGUCGAACACCCUGUUCAAGCUCCCCGGCGCAUAAAGGUUGCAACAAAGACCCACAAGCGAGCCAAACCAACACUUGUGCCUCUCCUAGAUUCCCAACCCACUCCUGACAGCAAAGAGAGCCAUGCGAAGAGCCCGUUUGAGUCCGACGACCCGAGUACGCGGACAGCGGCUGACAAGUCUACUGACACUGCACCAGUCCAGCCAAUUCAAGAACCCAUGAUUACGAUGGCAGACCAAAACGCGAUUGAGAUCUCUUCAGGUUCAAGCCAGUAUGGGUCAGAGGUUUUUGAUAUGUCGUACAAUGAUGCCGAGGAUGAAGACUACGUUGAGGAGCGACUGCAUCCCCAAACAACCAAGGCUGCCACAAAGCCACGUCAGGUCAAGAGCGCCGAGGCCAAGACUGAGAAUCAUGAGAACGAGGGAACGACGACUUCUAACAAGAACAGCCACAUGGACGCACCCGCAACGAAGGCCACCGAGGCCAUCUUCAGUCAUCCCUUCCUCAUCUCCGACCAAGAACACGAGUACCAAGUCAAGACUAAGGAAUGCGUUCCUACUUCUCAAUACGAUCGAACCGAGCACGUGGAAAGGGGCCAUCGGCACAGCGUGGCUAGAGAGCUAAGAGCCACGCCACCAAAGGACAAAUAUGCUAUCAGUACUGUCGAUGCAACACCGACCAAGAUCAAGCAGGUGAAGCCUGUUGGUGAACAUCCUGGCAGUGUCCAAGAUGAGGUUGUUAACAGCACGAAGCACAAUUUGAAAGUGCCAGUCGGGAUGGGAACAAGAAGACAAGCUGGGACUGCGAUGUCCGCCAAAAUUCACACCGUUCUUGACGAUGUUCAGGAUCCUCAUCAAGUAAUUGAGUUCAAAGCUGUGGAGAAGGAAGGACACAGCCCUACUCUAUUUGCCAUUGGGGGGUCGAAGGCCGACGCAGGCCCACGGUGUGAUGUGCCACUUAAUCAUCAGCCCGCAAAGGUUUUGUCAUUCGCCACGAGCCCAGAUCUGCAUGAUUUACCGUUGAAGUCCCCCCAGACGGAUAUCAUGCAACCAGCGCCAAUGUCAUCUGAGGCCAAAGGGCAUGGGCACCAUCCUGUCGUUGACGAUCCUGACGCAUCUUCAAUUCCUGACAGUCUUGAACAGGCUGACGACGCGGAAAACAUGGCCCUUCAUGAUCAGCCCUUGGAAUCUACCCCAAUCGCUGCUGUCUUGAAGCAGGCAUCAGGAAUUGGCCGUGCUGGUAUAAAAAGACCAUCAUUAGGAGGAAGGAAUGAGCCACAGGACCCCGAUACGCAACAUACAUACGACCGCGUAAGCGGUGACAAGGAAGAAUCGAAGCGGCCUCGAAUUGAUGGGGCACCAACGAGGGGCCUGCUAUCUCUGGCAAUGCCCCACGCCAGAAAUUCACGCUCCUUACCUACAGACGUCCAUGUUAUUGAUGAUGUUCCCGCUUCUCCCGACGUGCAUGAGCAUCCGAGUAUCGACUAUACCGUGGUGAAGCGCCUAAGAGGCCUGAAAGCAGGUCAACAUGCCGCUAUGAGGGAUGAUCUCACGUUUAUGAGCCAUGCUGCAGAGUCAGCAAUCGAGCCAGUCAAAUUGCAGCAGGCGCAUCCACACCCCGUUGGCGCUUCGAGGGGAUAUCUCGGACAGACUUCCGCGAAGCGAAUCCAGACGGUGCAUCCUAGCUAUUCAGGCAAACGCCACAAUGCGAACGAGCACCAGUCUGCCAACUUUGGUAGGUGGAACGAGAACCUUGCCGACCGCCGGCAACAAAUGAAGUUCAACCAGGGAGAGAAGUAUUCGGGCCAGUUAAGCGAUCGUUCUGAGACCCUUGAGGAUGUCAUGCAUCGUAUCGUCAAGGGUGUUCUGCGAGAGCUGAGGGCGAGAGAGGAUCCGAUACAGGAUGUGGUUGAAAACUACCGGGUAGAUGGCAGCAAGGUUGUGCGGAGCAUUUCCAAAACGCAUGAAGACGAGAGACGACGGCUCUUUCAACAGUUUGAAAAGAGUAGGCUGGACUAUAUCGACGCGUGCGAAAAGGUGCGGAACCAUGUCGUAUCCCUUGCGACUCACCUGCAAGCUGUCGAUCCUGGCAAGACCAUGGCGCAUCGUUUUUGA